ACCGGAAGGGCGCAGAUGGAGAAGCGCGAGGAGGAGGGAGCAGCGACGGCGGCGGCGGCGGCGGCGGCGGAGGCGGUAGGGGAGGCGGAGGUGAACCCGUGGGAGGUGUCGGGGAAGAUCGACUACGACAAGCUGAUCGACAAGUUCGGGUGCCAGAGGCUCGACCGGUCCCUGAUCGAUCGCGUCCACCGCCUCACCUCCCGCCCUCCCCACGUCUUCCUCCGCCGCGGCGUCUUCUUCGCUCACAGGGACUUCAACGAGGUCCUGGACGCUUACGAGAGAGGGGACAAGUUUUACCUCUACACCGGCAGAGGGCCGUCGUCCGAGGCUUUGCAUCUGGGCCACCUGAUCCCUUUCAUGUUCACCAAAUAUCUGCAAGAUGCCUUUAAGGUUCCUCUGGUAAUUCAACUUACCGACGAUGAGAAAUGCAUGUGGAAGUCCCUCUCUGUGGAAGAAAGCCAAAGACUUGCAAGGGAGAAUGCUAAAGACAUUAUUGCUUGCGGUUUCGACAUAACAAGAACUUUCAUUUUCUCUGACUUUGAUUAUGUUGGUGGUGCCUUCUACAAGAACAUGGUGAAGGUUGCUAAGUGUGUCACAUAUAAUAAGGCUGUGGGUAUUUUUGGUUUCACCGGUGAAGAUCAUAUAGGAAAAAUUAGCUUUCCACCAGUGCAGGCUGUACCUUCUUUCCCAUCUUCUUUUCCGCAUCUAUUCAGUGGAAAAGAUCAUCUUCGAUGCUUGAUCCCUUGUGCAAUAGAUCAGGAUCCUUAUUUCAGAAUGACUAGAGAUGUAGCUCCCAGAAUCGGAUAUCACAAGCCUGCGCUGAUUGAGUCCUCAUUCUUCCCCGCUCUUCAGGGGGAUACUGGGAAGAUGUCAGCUAGUGACCCAAAUUCGGCCAUAUAUGUGACAGAUUCUGCAAAGGACAUUAAGGACAAGAUAAACAGAUAUGCAUUUACUGGUGGACAAGACACCAAGGAAAAGCAAAGACUGUAUGGUGCAAACCUGGAGGUCGAUAUACCAGUGAAAUACUUAAGUUUUUUUCUUGAGGAUGAUGAUGAGCUUGAACAUAUAAGGACGGAGUAUGGAUCGGGACGCAUGCUAACUUUUGAUGUGAAGAAGCGUCUUAUUGAAAUCCUGGUUGAGAUAGUAGAGAGACAUCGACAGGCUCGGGCUGCUGUGACAGAUGAGAUGGUGGAUGCUUUUAUGGCUGUGAGGCCUCUUCCCAGUAUGUUUGGUUGAAGCUCGAUUCUCAGCCAGUGUAAAUUUCCUGGCAGUGAGUUGUGCACGAUAAAGUUUGUUUGUUUUUUUUUCUUUUCAUUUUUCCUGUCCUUUUUUUCCUAUUUUAGUCGUCGAUCAAAAGCCAAAUCAAGGGCUACAUCUUGAAAAUUCCGGGAUCAGUUUGGAAUUCAUUCUGGAAAACUAGUGCUGUACUGAGAACACUCACUGUUUGAGCCUUCUUCAACAGUCAGCCGUAAGAUCUGGAGAAAUUCUCACUCGCAUUAAUAGGUUAUUAUCUGGCGCAUCAUUGUAAAGAUUAUGUUAAAUAUAGCUUUUAAGUAA
Molecule: messenger RNA, 1557 nt
Organism: Syzygium oleosum
Lineage: Eukaryota; Viridiplantae; Streptophyta; Magnoliopsida; Myrtales; Myrtaceae
Product: tryptophan--tRNA ligase, cytoplasmic
Exons: 12
Coding region: 16-1236 (406 amino acids)
Biological process (GO): tryptophanyl-tRNA aminoacylation
Cellular component (GO): cytoplasm
Molecular function (GO): ATP binding; tryptophan-tRNA ligase activity
Source: RefSeq, a predicted model, not a curated record